CGGGAGGCUGUUGAGGCGCCGCGGCGGCCAGUGCGAAGAGCGGCGGGCGAGAGAGAGGAGAGCCCGCGGAGCGAGGGGGAAGCCGGCUGGCUCGGGUUGGCCUCCCGGGUUGUGAUCCCCCGGGUGGAACCAUGCGGGUGGCCAAGUGGCUGGCGGGGCUGCUGUACCAGCUCUCGCUCUUCAUCACCAGGUCUUGGGAAGUUCACUUCCACCCCAGGCAAGAAGCGCUGGUGAGGACUCUGGCCUCCUACGAAGUGGUGACCCCUGCGCGGGUCAAUGAGUUCGGCGAAGUGUUCCCUCAGAGCCACCACUUCAGCCGGAGGAAGCGUAGCUCGGAGGCGCUGGAGCCCACGCCGUUCAGGACCCACUACCGAAUUAGCGCCUACGGGCAGCUCUUCCAGCUGAACCUGAGCGCGGACGCGGCCUUCCUGGCGGCUGGUUACACCGAGGUGCACUUGGGAGGCCCCGCUCCCGGGGCGGAGGAACGCAGCGGGGUGCCUCCAGACUUGCGCCACUGCUUCUACCGCGGCCAGGUCAAUGCUCACGAGGAUCAUACAGCUGUCUUCAGCCUCUGUGGAGGCCUGAUGGGAACAUUUAAAGCACAUGAUGGUGAAUAUUUCUUAGAACCUAUAAUGAAGGCAGAUGGGAGUGAACACGAAGAUAAUCAUAACAAGCCACAUCUUAUAUACAGACAGGAAUUAAAGAGGGACUAUUUUCUGCAUUCUCAUAAGCCUUGUGAUGUUUCAGAAAGUCAAAUAAAGAAAACCACUAUACCCUUUCAUAACUACAGCAACAUGAAUGAAGAUCUUAAUAUAAAGAAGGAAAUAGUUUUCGGAUACACUUCAAAAAAUACAUCACUGGAAAAUGAAAGAAGUCAAUUACAUUACAGGAAAAAACGAUUUUUAUCGUAUCCAAGAUACGUGGAAGUUAUGGUUACAGCUGAUGCUAAAAUGGUGCAUCAUCACGGACAGAAUUUGCAGCACUACGUACUAACUCUGAUGUCAAUUGUUGCAGCAAUCUACAAGGACUCAAGUAUCGGAAAUCUUAUAAACAUAGUAAUUGUAAAAUUAAUUAUAAUUCAUAAUGAACAGGAAGGACCAGUUAUCAGUUUUAAUGCAGCUACCACGUUACGCAACUUUUGUUUAUGGCAACAAACACAGAAUGUUCUUGAUGAUGCUCACCCUUCCCACCAUGAUACUGCUGUGCUUAUCACUAGGUACAAAGAGCUUUUGAAUUUAUUUGGUUUAGCAGAAUUAGGUACCAUGUGUGAGCCUUUACGGAGCUGCUCUAUUAGUGAAGAAAAUGGACUCAGUGCAGCUUUUACCAUAGCCCACGAGCUCGGGCACGUCUAUGACCACGAAACCAGGAGCUUUAAACAAUGCAGGCGUCUCUGGUGCACCAGUGCUGAAGGAGUUCACAAGGGCUGUCGCACUCAACACAUGCCACUGGCAGACGGAACAAACUGUGGUCCUGGGAUGCAUUGCCACCAUGGGCUAUGUGUAAACAAAGAAAUGGAAACACGUCCUGUAGAUGGUGAAUGGGGACCAUGGGGACCUUACAGUUCUUGUUCAAGAACAUGUGGAGGUGGAAUCAAAAGCACAACCAGGCUCUGUAAUCGCCCCGAGCCAAGAAACGGAGGAAAGUACUGUGUGGGCCGCAGGAUGAAAUUUCGAUCAUGUAAUACUGAUUCAUGUCCAAAAGGCAAGCAAGACUUUCGUGAGAAGCAGUGCUCUGAUUUUGAUGGUAAACAUUUCAACAUCAAUGGUCUUUCCCCUAAUCAAGCUGGCUGUGAUCAUGUGUUAAACUCCAAGGCCAGGAGAGACAAAUGUGGAGUGUGUGGUGGGGACAACUCCUCAUGUAGGACAAUGGCAGGGGUCUUCAACAGCGCUCACUAUGGUUAUAACGUUGUUGUAAAGAUUCCCACAGGAGCAACAAACAUUGAGAUUCUUCAGCACAGCUAUUCUGGAAGACCUGAAGAUGACAAUUACCUUGCAUUAUCUGACACUCACGGGAACUUCCUUUUGAAUGGAAAUUUUGUUGUAAGUAUGUCCAAGAAAGAAAUCAACAUACAAGGAGCUAUUUUUGAAUACAGUGGUUCGAACAACUCAAUUGAAAGAAUUAACAGUACUGAUCGGCUACAAGAAGAACUUAUUUUGCAGGUUUUGUGUGUGGGCAAUUUAUACAACCCUGAUGUACAUUAUUCCUUCAAUAUCCCUGUGGAAGCGAAGAGCGACCUGUUCACAUGGAAUCCUUACGGACCAUGGCAAGACUGCACCAAGAUGUGUCAAGGUUUUCAUAGAAGAAAAAUGACCUGCAUACGUAAGAGUGAUCAUAUGGUAAUGUCCGAUCAAAGAUGUGACCACCUGCCACUUCCCUUGUUUGUGACUGAAAGGUGCAAUAUAGACUGUGACCUAAGGUGGCACAUCAUUGGCAAAAGUGAAUGUUCAUCCCAUUGUGGUCAAGGAUAUAGGUCCUUGGACGUCCACUGCAUGAAGUAUUCCAUUCAUAAAGGACAGACUGUUCCAGUGGAUGACCACUACUGCAGUGACCAACUGAAACCUCCCACUCGAGAACCCUGCCAUGGUGACUGUGUCUUAACAAGGUGGCACUAUUCAGAAUGGUCCCAGUGUUCCAGGAGCUGUGGAGGAGGGGAGAGAUCUCGAGACGCUUACUGUAUAAAUAACUUUGGCCACCGUCUUGCUGACAGAGAAUGCCAAGAGCUUCCCCAAGUGACAAUUGAGAAUUGCAAUGAAUUUUCCUGUCCCACUUGGGCUACUAGUGAGUGGAGUGAGUGUCUUGUUACAUGCGGAAAAGGGACAAAGCAGCGGCAGGUGUGGUGUGAACUGAAUGACGAUCAUUUGAGCGAUGGCUUCUGUAACCCAAGUGCCAAACCUGAAUCCCUGAGGCCCUGUGAGCUGCAUACAUGUGCUUCGUGGCAAGUAGGACCAUGGAGUUCUUGCACAGCCACCUGUGGACAUGGGUAUCAGAUGCGUGCUGUUAAAUGUGUCAAUGAGCUUCUCAGUGCAGUGUUAGAUGACAGGAUGUGCCAUGGAGUGGGUCGCCCUAGUGACAGGCAGGACUGUAUAGUGACACCUUGCCCAAUUCUCCCUAAAAUUGGGGCCACUUCAUUACCAGUUGUUCCCAUAGGAAAGAUGGCACAAUGGCGACAUGGUUCUUGGACCCCAUGCUCCGCAUCUUGUGGAAGAGGUAGUCAAGCCCGCUAUGUCAGCUGUCGCGAUGCUCACGAUGGAAUAGCAGACGAAUCAUUCUGUGCCCAUUUACCUCGACCUGCUGAAAUAGCUGUCUGCUUUAGCCCUUGUGGGGAGUGGCAAACAGGGAAUUGGUCACCUUGUUCAGCUUCCUGUGGCCAUGGAAAAACAACUCGACAAGUUUUAUGCAUCAAGUACCAUCAGCCAAUUAAUGAGAAUUACUGUGACCCUGAAGUCCGCCCUUCAAUAGAACAAGAAUGUAAUGUGGCAGCCUGCCCACUCACGUACAGCAACUUCCCGAGUUCCUCUGAGCAGCCAAAUCGUUUUCCAGGCAGGAAUUUUCCAUUAACUCACAAACCAGAAGAUAAUCAAAAUCAGGGGGUCCAUCCGUCAAUCAGAGGAAACCAAUGGAGAACAGGACCAUGGGGAUCAUGCUCUAGCAGUUGUGCUGGAGGCGUUCAGCGGAGAGCUGUGGUCUGCCAGGAUGAAAAUGGAGAAAGCGCCCGUCACUGUGAUGCAGCCUCCAAACCACCCGAGUCAAAACACUGUGAUUCAGGACCUUGUCCACGGUGGAACUACGGAAGCUGGGGAGAAUGUACACAAACAUGUGGAGGAGGAAUAAAAUCAAGAUUUGUAAUAUGUCAAUUUCCCAAUGGUCAAAUGUCACAGGAGCAAAACUGUGAAAUUUUAAACAAGCCACCUAGUGUGGUUCAAUGUCAUGUGCAUGCUUGCCCCGAUGAUGUGUCAUGGCAUCGGGGACCAUGGAAAUCGUGUUCAGCUUCUUGUGGUAAAGGUUUAAAGUACCGUGAGGUGCUUUGUAUUGACCAAGUCCAAAGGAAAUUAGAAGAAAAAUAUUGCAGUCAUCUACAGAAACCUCGAACUCACAAAGCUUGUAGAUCUGUCAGAUGCCCUUCAUGGAAAGCCAACAGGUGGAAGGAGUGCUCUGUCACCUGCGGCUCUGGACGUCAGCACAGGGAUGUGUACUGCAGGCUGAGAGGUGUUGGUCGGGUGGCUGAAGAAAUGUGUGACCAGUCCACCCGGCCGUAUUUUCAGAGGCAAUGCUGGCGUCAGGACUGCACACAGUACCAGUGGGCGGCCGGAGAGUGGCUGGAUUGUUCGACAUCAUGUAAGAAAAAAGAGACACAUCGGCAAGUGAGGUGCCUUGAUGCUCAAAACAUUCAAGUGAAUGAAAGUUUCUGUGAUCCUUCCACCAGACCUCUUUCAACCAGGAAAUGCAGGAACCCUCCCUGCAAGUAUAUUGUGGUGACAGCAGACUCAUCUCAGUUGCAUUUACUUGUCCUUGAAGGUAAAACAUUUACCAGCUGCAAAGCAAUCCAACAGCAAAACAACAUUACCAAGGAUGGUGACUAUUACCUUAACGUUAAGGGAAGAAUAAUAAAGAUCUAUUGUGCAGGCAUGCACAUGGAGAAUCCCAAGGAAUAUAUAUCAUUGGUCAAAGGUGAAGAAGACAACUUUUCCGAAGUAUAUGGUUUUAGACUACAAAAUCCAUAUGAAUGUCCUUUUAAUGGAAGUAGGAGGCAAGACUGUGAAUGUAAAAAUGACUACCUGGCUGCUGGGCACACUGUUUUCAGCAAAAUAAGAAUUGAUCUCACUUCUAUGCAAAUUAAAA
Molecule: messenger RNA, 4839 nt
Organism: Hipposideros armiger (great roundleaf bat)
Lineage: Eukaryota; Metazoa; Chordata; Mammalia; Chiroptera; Hipposideridae
Gene: ADAMTS20
Product: ADAM metallopeptidase with thrombospondin type 1 motif 20
Exons: 32
Biological process (GO): proteolysis; extracellular matrix organization
Cellular component (GO): extracellular matrix
Molecular function (GO): zinc ion binding; metalloendopeptidase activity
Source: RefSeq, a predicted model, not a curated record